AUGCAUCGAAGGAGAACUACUAGUAGACGGACCUCCCCUGCCAUGAAAAUUAGUCAUCAACCUCCGAGGCUUCUCAUUGUGCACAUUGCUAUACCUUCCUGGGCUGACAUCUGCCCUAACCUCUGUGAGGCCUUGCAGAACUUUUUCUCGCUAGCCUGCAGUCUGAUGGGCCCCAGCCGAAUGUCUCUGUUCAGCUUAUACACAGUACAGAACCAACAUGAGUGUGUCCUCCCAUUUGUGCAAGUGAGAGGGAACUUCAUUAGGCUGCAGGCCUGCAUCUCAGAGCUUCGCAUGUUAGAGAUAGAAGGUUGUCACAGACCACAUCACACCUCACUACCACUGGCAGUAGAGGAUGGGCUCCAGCAGUUCAAACAGUAUAGCAAUCAUUUGGCCACAAAUGCUGCUCAGCCCUGUACUUCCCUGGAGAUUACUGUCCUGACUUCUGAGUGUGGAAAAGAAGUGGUCAAAGAACUGGAGGAAGGGUUGAAAGAUAUCAACCUACUUAGCGUCAGAAGACUGCAGGUGGUUGAGGUCAUAAAAGGCAUCCAAGAGCAUACAGACUCACCAUCUCCUAUUGAAGAACCCAGCAAUGAUGAGAGUUCUAUCCUGGAAGCUGACAUUGUCCUUGAGACUCUAGACAACGAUGUUGUCAGCAUGGAGGUCUUCUUCAAAGCCUGGCUGCAUAACAGUGAAACUGACCGGGAAAACAUCCACCUUUUUCUUACUCCACAGAGUCUUUCUCCUUCUUCCAGAGCCAAGGAUAAUCCAAUAUGUCUGAAAUGUGAUCUCCAAGAGCGAUUUCUCAGCCCAUCCCUGCUUCCUGGUACAGCUGAUGGCAUGUCGAGAAUAGAUGACCCCAAAGGAGACAUCAGCACGCUCUACCAGAUGGCAUCCCUGUCUUCAGACUCUCCGUAUAAGUUGCAAGUGAUCAAGGCUCUGAAAUCUAGUGGGAUCUGUGAGUCCCUGACCUAUGGACUGCCCUUCAUCCUCAGACCCACAAGCUGCUGGCAGCUGGACUGGGAUGAGCUGGAAACAAAUCAACAACAUUUUCAUGCCCUGUGUCACUGCUUGCUGAAAAGAGACUGGCUGCUGUUAGCCAGAGGGGAGCCCCUGAUCCCCAGACACAACCAGAAUCUCCCUGCCUGCAGCUUCUAUGUGAUCACACCUUCUCACUCUCUCACACUGCUGGUGAAGCUGGUGGCCACGAGGGAGUUGAUGCUGCCUGGCUUCUUCCCCCUGCUCUCUGAGGACCCACCUGAAGACAGCCUAAAGAUCAUAGAGGGCACACUAGACAGCCUGGAUCUGGGGCUCACCUACAACCCUCUACAAGUAGGGAGCCACCUGUACUCACAGCUGAGCAGCGCCCACGCCAAGCCUCAUGGACGGCUCUACACAAAAAGCUGGGCAAGCCGGGGCCUUAGAAAGGGGAGUCAGCUGCAGACCAACAGAGCCCGAGCCACAGUGGUUCCCCUACCAGUGGCUCCUGCUCCAUGUAGAGCUCUGAAGAAGUCAACAGCUGGCAAAGCUUCCUCAGGAACCUUCAAACUGCCUUCUGAUUCGGAGGAGGAGUAUCUGAUGGAAGGGGUUGUCUCAGCAGGCCCAUGCCGAGGCAUCUCUUCCCCCUGAGGGACC
Messenger RNA from Grammomys surdaster, 1632 nucleotides. It is a transcript of the gene M1ap, whose product is annotated as meiosis 1 associated protein. Lineage: Eukaryota; Metazoa; Chordata; Mammalia; Rodentia; Muridae. Gene Ontology annotation, biological process: spermatogenesis; meiosis I; male meiosis chromosome separation. The record is from RefSeq and is a predicted model, not a curated record. The transcript is spliced from 9 exons. Bases 1 to 1626 code for a protein of 541 amino acids.